Messenger RNA from Jatropha curcas, 1284 nucleotides. RefSeq names its product transcription regulator. Lineage: Eukaryota; Viridiplantae; Streptophyta; Magnoliopsida; Malpighiales; Euphorbiaceae. Gene Ontology annotation, biological process: negative regulation of transcription by RNA polymerase III. The record is from RefSeq and is a predicted model, not a curated record. Gene Ontology annotation, cellular component: nucleus. Gene Ontology annotation, molecular function: RNA polymerase III core binding.
CAGCCCAACAAAUUAUACAGCCACAGCAUUCAAGAAAAUUGAAAAGGCCAACGACAUUUCAAAAUCAAUUUACAUUUACACGCCAACUAGAAUAUUCGAAUUUAGGGUUCAUCUCGAUCCCAUCCACCAAGUCCUUGAAAUUCGAUCAAAUUGGGGCCAAUUCUUUUUCGUCUCUCAUUUCUCCAAUUCAAAUUGUUUGAAAGGAAUUUUAGAGACGCGUGAAGUCUGUUUGAGAAUACAUUAUGAAGUUCUUAGAAUACACUCCUCUUGAAAGAAUAAAUGAGUUCUUGAGCAAUUUAAAUCUUGGAGAACGGACAAUCAAGGGAUGUCUUGAAGCUUACUCUUGCAAACACACUGGAACAGACAAGAAGCUUUCUCUCAGUUUGGAGCACGAGAUCCUUGAUUAUCUUGGGAGAUCUUCAGACACCGAUUCAUCCUCUCCUGCUGAAUACUUAUUGAGCAGAUCCAGCCGAAAGACAUUGAUUUAUCUUGUUCUUACACUCUAUCACAUGUAUCCGGAUUAUGACUUCAGUGCCAUGAAAGCUCACCAGUUCUUCACAGAGGAAACUUGGGACACUUUCAAGCAGAUUUUUGAUACUUAUAUGUUUGAAGCAUCGAAGGAAUGGAUCAAUGAAAAUGAGGAUAGCUCAUUGUUGGAAACAUUGUUCAAGGCUCUAGAUGAGGUUGUAAAACUAGGAGAAUGCGAAAUCUACAGCUAUGACCCUGAUUCUGAUGCAGAUCCAUUUCUAGAGAAAGGAGCAAUCUGGUCUUUUAGUUUCUUUUUCUACAAUAGAAAACUAAAGCGUGUCGUCAGCUUCCGUUUCUGUUGUGUAAGUAACUUAGUGGCCGAGGGGUUUCUUAUUGACAAUUCAAGUUAUGAGGAAGAUGAGGAAAUAUUUGAUGGCAUGGACAUGUGAGUGCUAACAGGUCAUAGGCUGUUAGCAUGAUGUUCAUAUGUGAAGGCUUUUGUUAUCAAUCAGGAGUUAUGUAGUGCCAUACUCAUGGCACCUAAGUUGUAGGAUUAGCUUUUCAACUUCCGGCAUGUAAUUACUAUAAUCUUGUAGUUAAGAAAGAUGAUGUCCAUAAAACGUGUAUCUGAAAUCUAUUGCUAGGCUUGUAAUUAGAUUUAAGGAUUCUAGUCUCUAGUAGACAUUCAUCUCUUUUCUCGUUCUUAAAUAGUCCUAUUUUGUGUACUUGGUGUACGACGUGCAUGUAUGUGCUGUGUGCAUAUGGAAGAAUAAUUUGCUGGCUCGAUAAUUUAGAUCCACUAAUCGCCUCCUCGGA